AUGGAGCUCCCGCGCUACCUCCGCCGCCCGCCCAUCCGCACCUUCGCCCUGAGGCCCCUCUUGAUCCCGCUUCCCCUCCUCGCCGUGCUGACGCUUGCCGUCAUCGUGGUUCAUGCCGAUGUCAACACGGCUCUCCUAUUCUCGCAAUGCCACGCGCGAUCACGCCUCCCGUCUGUCUCGUGGAUCCCCGGUCUCGGUGCCACCCUAUGCUUCGCCCUCUCCUUCUUCCAGCUGGCUCUCGCCUCCGUCCGGUCAUGGGCAGUCAUGGCUGUGAGCCUCAGCUUCCUCGCCGCACUGCUGACCAUAACCAUUGUCGAAUCAUCCCGCAACGGCAGCCGCCCGAACUGGCUGCUGCGCCGUCUCAUGCUGCUCUGGCUCGUCAUGAACCUCCUCGGCGGCUCCAUCAUCUGGCAGCUUCUCAUCGUCGGCAGCUUCAUGCUGCAGAUGGGCCGUGAGGUCCGCUUCAAUCCCACCAACCGCCGUCGCCUGCGUCACGUAUCCUCGGCCUCGAGCUCGAGCUCCUCCAACGACGAAGAGUCUGCCGCACUCGCCGCCGAAGAAGAAGUAGAGCCUGAGGCCGAGUCUCUCACCGCCGAGGAGGCCCUCAAGCGCAAAAUCCGCCGCCGCCACCUCGAGACCGACGCCGACGCAGUCGCCAUCCCCGACGCCGUCGCUCUCGGCUUCGUCCUGCCCUCCAUCCUCAUGCUCAUCUACAACACCCCCGCCACCAUCGGCCUCUGGCUGCUCUUCCCCAUCUGGGUCUCCCUCUUCCGCCGCGCCGCCAAGACGGCCAUCCACAGCCUCCAGCCCCGCCUCUUCCCCAGCCGCCGCCGCCGCUCUGCUCUCUCUUCGAACGGAAGCCACCGUCGCACCCUCGACCUCGAGUCGAACCGCCCCGCUCUGGCCCUCGUCUACCUCGUCCCCGUCGUCUGCUCGCUCGCGGCCCACAUCCACUGGAUCUGGAGCCUGACCCACCGCGACGACCGCCGCGAUCUAACCAAGAGCACAAUCACCAUCAUCGAGAUCGACAUGGCCUUCAUGGGCGUCACGACCCUCUACUGGCUUCUCGUCGAGGCCGGCCUCAAGGUCGUCCUCGCCGUCCUCGGCGUCUCCGUCUUCCUCGGCCCAGGAGCCGGCGUCUGCGCGGGCUGGUAUCUGCGCGAAAAAGCCAUCCGCAAGGGCCACGAGGAGGACGUCGAGCUGCUAUACGGACGGCAGAGCUCUGGCGGUGCCGAGGGCGCUGCGAGCGAGCAGACGCCGCUGCUGCAAUGA
This is a messenger RNA of Verticillium nonalfalfae, 1272 nucleotides long. RefSeq lists its product as uncharacterized. NCBI's taxonomy places the organism in Eukaryota, Fungi, Ascomycota, Sordariomycetes, Glomerellales, Plectosphaerellaceae. The coding region runs from base 1 to 1272 and encodes 423 amino acids. The record is from RefSeq and is a predicted model, not a curated record. The transcript has a single exon.